AUGGAUUCAAUUACUGCUUCCAAAUCUAGGUUAGAAUAUGCUAAGGUUUGUAUCGAGAUAGGGACUAAAGACGAACUGCCUGAAACUGUUGAAGUAAUGCUAACUAAUGGUACUACAACUACUAUCUUUGUUGAUAUUCCUUGGUUUCCUAGUAGAUGUAGGAGAUGCAAUACGUUUGGUCACUCAGAUAAAGGAUGUUUAGCCAAAACAUCCUCUGCCCCUACUACUACUAAAAUCUGGAGGAUAAAAAAUAAUCACAAUGAAAACUUUGAUCUUAAUCCUCAAGAAAAAUCAUCCAUGCCUAUUCCUUUGCCUGAUCCUUCCCUGCAAAAUUCACUGCCAGAUGCUAUCCCUUUAAAAGAUCAUACUGUUUCAAAUGGUAAAGAACAAGUUAAUGAACCUGGAAAUAACAAUCCUAUUCAAAAGCCUCCAUAUUCUGCUCCCAUAACAAAUAACUCUAUAAUUAAGCCUAAAAGAGGUAGAGGUAGACCCCUUAAAAACACAUCAAAAUUUACUAUAAGAGGUUCAACAAAUAGAUUUGAAAUCCUCUCCACAGUAGAUGAAUCUUCUUCUUCUGAGAUUCAACCCAGGAAAGCAAGAACUGCUACUGUUGGGGUUGCAAAACUCAUCAAAGAACUCAAGUCUAAAAAGAAAGACCAUAUUAAUGAGAUCAAAAGGAACUGGAAUAUCAUUAAUAACUAUGAUUCUGCUGUCAAUGGUAGAAUUUGGCUUCUCUGGAAAAUAGGCAUUGAUCUCACUCAUUGCUACUCCAUUGAUCAAAGUAUCACUGUUAAAUGCCUUAGUAAUAACACUUAUUUCAUUAUCACUGCCAUUUAUGGCAGUAAUAGUGGUUCUCAAAGAAGAUCUCUUUGGCAGCAUCUCAAAUUUCUUGAUUCCAUGUAUGGUUCUCAACCUUGGAUUCUGGGAGGUGAUUUCAACACCUACCUCCAUCAUAAAGAAAGCUCUGACUCUCUCCUUCUUGGCCCCUACUCUACAACUGAUAUGAUUGACUUUCAAGAAAUAGUUCAAGACCUAUCUCUCCAAGAUCACCCCUUCUUUGGCCCCACCUUUUCUUGGAGCAACAAACAAAAAGAAACUUAUCUUGCUAGAAAACUGGAUAGGUUGUUAAUCAAUCCUCCUUGGGCUUCCUCCUUUCAAGGAUCUUUUGUUGAAUUUCUUGCCCCAGGUCCCUCUGAUCACAGUAUGGCCAUGGUCUGGACUUCUAAAGAAACUCAAACUAAUAGACCUAAGCCUUUCAAAUUCUUCAAUUUCUGGACCAAACACCCUAAUUAUCUUGAAGUUGUUCAAUCCUCCUGGCAACUUCCUAUCCAUGGCAACCCGUUACAGAAACUUUUCCUCAAGCUUAAACGUUUAAAACCUUGCUUGAAUAAGCUUAACAAGGAUAAUUAUAAUGAUAUUUCUGCAAGGGUAAGGCUUAAGAGAACUGAGCUGGAGCAAAUUCAAAUUUCUAUUUUAAAUUUGCAUAAUUCUAUUGAAAAAGAGUUAACUGUUCAAAAGGAGCUUUUUGCCCUUGAAGAUAAUGAGUUCAUGUUCCUUAAGCAAAAAGCUAAGGUGAGGUGGAUUAAAGAUGGUGACAAAUGCACUAAACUUUUUCACACUGCUAUUGCCUCUAAAUUUAAAAGAGACACCAUUAGGGUUCUUAUUAACAAUGAGGGUAAAAGACUUGAGUCCUAUGAUGAAAUGGCUAAUGAGACUUCUUCUGAGUUUACCAAAACAGUUUCUGUUGAAGAGAUUAAAGAAGCUUUGUUUAUCCAAGGAAAUGACAAAGCCCCUGGCCCUGAUGGUUUCACUCCUAUGUUCUUCAAAAACUCUUGGUCUGUGGUAGGGGAGGUUAUUAUCAAUGUUGUUCUUUACUACUUUCAAGAGGCUAAAAUUCCCCCUGCUUUCAACUCCACCAUUAUAGCCUUGAUUCCUAAAAUUCAAAACCCUAGUAAAGUCAAAGAUUACAGACCCAUCUCUUGUUGCGUAGUGAUAUACAAAAUUAUCAAAAAAAUCCUUGUUAAAAGACUUUCUUUGCUGCUCCCUGAUCUCAUUACCCUCAACCAAACUGCUUUUGUGAAAGGAAGAUCUAUAAUGGAUAAUACUCUUCUUGCUCAAGAAUUGGUAAAAGGCUAUGGUUUUUUCAAAGGUCAGAGAGGUAUUAGGCAAGUGGGCCCUCUUUCUCCUAUUCUUUUUGUGAUGACUAUGAACAUUCUCUCUAAAAUCCUCAAUCUUGUUGCUGCUAGAGGUAAUCUUGAGUCUAAUGUUGGUGUUACCACUGUUCUUAAUCACUUUUAUACCUUGUCUGGUCUUAAUCUCAAUAUCAAUAAGACUGAAUUCUUUGCUGUUGAUAUUUCUAUUGGAACUCUUGAUUCUAUCAAAUCUGCCACUGGUUUUAAACAUGGUUUUCUUCCUAUUAGAUAUCUUGGUGUCCCUCUGGUUACUAAAAAACUAUCUGAAACUGAUUUUCCUUAUUCCCAGAAGGUUAUUAAUCGACUUGAACAAUCAUGUGCUCGUUUUCUUCGGAAAGGAUCAAAUAAACCUGCCAAGGGUGCUAGAAUUAGCUGGAAUAGAAUAUUCUGCCCCAAAUCUGAAUGA
Molecule: messenger RNA, 2598 nt
Organism: Hibiscus syriacus
Lineage: Eukaryota; Viridiplantae; Streptophyta; Magnoliopsida; Malvales; Malvaceae
Exons: 7
Coding region: 1-2598 (865 amino acids)
Molecular function (GO): catalytic activity
Source: RefSeq, a predicted model, not a curated record